UUGGCUCCAAGUGUUCACCGGGAACCGGAGCGAAAGAAACGCCACGAUCCUCACCCGGUGCGACCGAACGUCAUGUCGCUGUUGGCCACCUCGCUGCGCCGCAUCCCCCGCCCGAGCGGCGCCGCCCGCAUGGCCCGCCGCUGCCUGGGCGACAGCGUCACCGGCCCCGGAUCGACCGACUUCGCUGGCAACCUGCCGCAUCUGAGGAAUUUCUUCAUGAAGCCGGCGGUGUCCUACGGAGAGUUCAAGCAGCAGUGCAUUGCCGUGAGGCUCUUUGCCUUCGUGGGCACCUGCAGCUUUUGCGUGCUCUCCUUGAUCAUGUCUCCCCCGAAGUCCUCCUAUUGGAUCCGGUACUCACCUAGCUAUGCCUUCGCUUAUAUCAGGGACGGCAUCGUCGGCUCAUCGCCACCUCUCUUCCUCACUGAGAAGAUCGAGCGUGACACCGAUGUGCCCGAGAUCGCCAAGGAGUUGAUCGCCACGCGCCGUCUCUUGAGCGGUGGCAGCGACAGCGAGGAGGAACACUGAGACCUGAGUGACGCCGCAGCCUGACGCCGCCAGACAAGAGUAUAUGCUUCUGUCUGCAUUUUGAGGGCUUUUUUUGUGACCUGUGACUGACUCGGGCGGACGAAUGGCACCUUGAUUAUGUUGGCGAAAAGAGCGAGCGAGUGGACUUUUGUGCAUUUGAACUCGGUUUUGGAAGCGAGGCAAAACAAGUAGCAGCUCAGAAAAGGCUUGAGACUGGGGUAGACAGAUUCAC
Messenger RNA from Durusdinium trenchii, 757 nucleotides. The record is from the annotation of a GenBank genome assembly. NCBI's taxonomy places the organism in Eukaryota, Dinophyceae, Suessiales, Symbiodiniaceae.